GUUGUGACGCAGGUAUUAAUCCUCUUUACUGUCAGUUUGAUCUCGCCAUUUGGCUGCCAUGACGCGAGUGGAAACGCGAUGUCCACCGCAAGCAAUAUCAUUCAAACCGCAACGUGCAAAUUUGUAUCGGUUCCUUUCAGUGCUAGCCAUCGCAUCGGUAGUCGCUGUAGGUUACUUUGUUUUUGAAAGACCCCUAGAUUAUUUAGACGAUCCCUCGGACCAAUACGUCGUGAAGAAUAUACCGAAAGUUUACACAAAGUUAGAAGGUGUGGAUCCCGAAGAGAGGGAAGUGUUUCAAGGUUUCAGAACCUCGUUUCUCCCGCCUGAAGAGAUUGUGCUGGCACGCAAUAAUCCUAACAGAGAAAUUUACGAAGGGAACGUGACAAGUGACAUUUUAAUAUGGGGCACUGUAGAUCCACAGCAUGGUACUCCAACAAGAGUCAAACGACGAAGUCACUUUACUUUUACUUCCCAAGACUAUGACUCUUCAGUCAAUUCUCAUAACCUUAAAAAACACCAAGAACCUGAUGAAGAUGAUGAAGACAUUGAUAUUGAAGGUGACGAAGAAGAAUACAAUGUGUCAGACACCACUUACGAGGAUAAUGACAGCGAAGAUGAAUCUUUAGAAAGUAUAGGACAAACAGAGAGCCAUGUAGACCGUGGUCCCUUUGAUGAUGUUGUGGAUCAAAUAAGAGGACAACCGGAACUAGAGGAAGAAGAAAUGGGCAUAUCAGUUAACGUGUACAAGCCAACUAAAUCAUAUACUGGUAUUCAUGCAUUUUGGAAAGGUCAGGGUGACAGAGAAACGAUAAGGAAUACUCAGGCUAAUAUAAUGCGACAAUAUAUGGAUGCAGAAGCAGAUCCUUGUCACGACUUCUAUCAAUACGCCUGUGGAAACUGGGCCACUUUAAACCCUAUACCUGCGGACAAAGCGGGCUACGACACAUUUGAAAUGCUAAGAGAAAACUUAGAUACAGUAUUAAAAGAACUGUUAGAGUUUAAAGAUGAUCAAAAAAUUCAAAGCAUUUAUCCAGGUUCGCAAUUGGAUUUGGAUGAUGACUUCCUAAAGAAUAUUUUACCUAAAAUAAAGCAUACAGAGGAAAAAAACUUAGAUAACUUAUUAGUAGAUAUUAUUAAAACGAAUUCAAGAGAAAUUAUCAAUAAUACAGCAGCAGCAGAACUUAGAUACGAUUUAGCCAUAAAAGAAAAUAAGUCAGAGAUUAUAAAUCGCAUUCGCCGAUACUUAGAUAUUAAAUCAAAGCAACUAAUGAAACCAAUGAAAAAGAUUAAACACAAACUACAUGAAUAUUUGAAAAGAAACAGAAAGAAGGAGAGAGUAAAGAGAGAUAACCACAAGACAAUAGAACUUUUACAGAACAGGAAACAAAUAAUUGUUAAUCAAUUAAAAACAAAGCGUAAACAAAUAAAGAACAAGAAAAAUCUUUUAAUGCCUAGGAAUUACUUACAUAAUAAACAAUUUAAACGGGAAGCUUUUAUUCAUACAGAAACGUCAAUAAAAUCAGAUCAUAGUAAAGAUUUAUCUGAUGGUGAUGCUACAAUAAAAGCUCAAUUUCUAUUCAAAUCUUGUAUGAACUACGAUAUACUACAAAAACGUGGUCACAGACCGCUUUUAGAUCUGCUAGACAUAUUAGGGGGAUGGCCUAUCCUAAAUCUACAAUGGAAUUCAAGCAACUUUGACUGGCAGGAGCUAAUGGCAAAAUUGAGAUUGUUUAAUAACGAUAUUCUUAUUUCGGAAUGGGUUGGCCCAGAUAUCAAAAAUUCGGAGGAAUUCGUCAUACAAUUUGAUCAAACUAGUCUAGGAUUACCUACAAGAGAUUACUUCCUUCAAGAUGCCAACAAACCUUACUUAGAUGCAUAUAAAACUUAUCUCAUAAAAGUAGCUUUACUUCUGGGUGGAAACCCUGACUAUGUAAAAAUUUGUGCCGAAGAACUGAUUGGAUUUGAAAUAAAACUUGCAAAGAUUACUUCUGCUCCAGAAGACAGGAGGAACGUUUCGGAACUAUACAAACGCAUGCCCCUUCAUACACUGGAAGAGUUAGUUCCACAAGUGAAAUGGCGAAAAUAUCUUUCCAUAGUAAUGAAUCGUACUAUACAAUCUGACGAGACAGUGGUAUUAUUUGCACUGAGCUAUGUUCGUCAUUUGGUCCAACUGAUAAAACAUACACCGCCGCAUAUUUUGUCCAAUUAUUUGUUAUGGCGCUUUGUAAGGCAUCGUGUUAACAAUCUCGACGAUCGCUUUCAAUCAGCCAAGCAGCAAUUCUAUUUUAUUUUAUUUGGACGAGAACAAGCCCCGCCUAGAUGGAAGAACUGCAUAUCGCAAGUGAAUUCUAACAUGGGGAUGGCAUUGGGUUCAAUGUUUGUCAGAAAUUAUUUCGAUGAAAUGAGUAAAAAUGACACCCUCACCAUGACAAGAGAGAUACAGCAGUCGUUCAGGGAAUUACUACAUUUGACAGAUUGGAUAGACGAUAAGACUAAAAAAUUAGCGGCUUUGAAGGUAGACGCUAUGAUGCUUCGUAUAGGAUACCCCAAUUUCAUUUUGAACAAGCAGGAAUUGGAUGAUAGGUAUAAAGAAGUGAAGAUACACCCUGAUAAGUAUUUUGAAAAUAUAUUAAACAUUCUCCAGCACUUAACAAAAAUCGAGCAAUCUCGUAUUGGACAGCCGGUAAACAAAACUUUAUGGAACACAGCACCAGCGGUCGUGAACGCCUACUACAGUCGCAAUAAGAAUCAGAUCAUGUUUCCCGCCGGGAUCCUGCAACCGCCGUUCUACCACAGACAUUUCCCACGGUCUCUCAACUAUGGCGGCAUUGGGGUUGUCAUUGGUCACGAGAUUACCCACGGAUUCGAUGAUAAAGGUCGCCUGUUCGACUGCGACGGCAACCUGCAUCGCUGGUGGUCGGACACCGCCAUCGAAGCCUUCCACAGGAGAGCUCAGUGUCUGAUCGAUCAAUACGGCCAGUAUGUGGUGCCAGAGGUUAACAUGAAACUGGACGGAGUCAGUACUCAGGGCGAGAACAUAGCUGACAACGGCGGCGUGAAGCAGGCAUUUCGGGCAUACUUGCACUGGUUGCAAAAGCACGGUGCUGAAGGAGAAACGCUACCGGGCCUAAACCACACGCAUACUCAACUCUUCUUCCUUAAUUUUGCACAGGUUUGGUGUGGUGCCAUGCGUCCAGAGGCGAUGCGUAACAAACUGAAGACUGCCGUCCACUCCCCGGGAAGAUUCCGCGUCAUAGGAACCCUGUCCAACUCCCAUGACUUCGCCAGGGAGUUCCAGUGCCCUCCAGGCUCUCCAAUGAACCCCAUACAUAAAUGCACAGUGUGGUAACACAACAAAGAAAAAUAUCUGUAAAGCUUUAACAAUACCCUAAGUAUGAAGGCAGUUUUAGAAGGGGUUACUCAUUCCAAAGAGUCAAGUUGGUGCUGACCCGAUACUGACAGUGUAAAUUGAUUUGGAGACAGUACAGUGCCAACAGUAAAGACAGAAACAGACUUAUGAAACGCGACGCCACGCCAUCGCCAUGCGUAUUUUCUAUGGCGCAUCGCGUUUUUAAUGUGAUUCUAAUCAUAGAAAAUAGUAUAUUUUGUUUUGACUCAACACGCGUGGCGUGGCGUGAGGUUGCGUCGCAUUGGGUGGCGUCGCGUUUUUAUAAGUCUGUUCCUGUCUUAAACCACUGCGAAUCAGUCCUCGUACGCCGGUACUGACCGAUUUGGAGUCAGUAGUUAACUGACCGUUGAAUUUAAAACUGAUUAGACCACCAAAUGAUUUAUGAUGCGACAAUAAAAAAAGAUUUUUUUCGCUGCACACAAAAGAGGGCCAUAAAAUAACUUCAUCCACCUACAAAUUAAUAAUCAUAGUAGUUUAGAUAAAAUCAAACCAAAAUAAAAACCAAAGUUCAAUUGUGAUAUGGAUAUAAACUUUUAUAAGGUAGACUUAAUUUUUGUAUAGAUUUUAUCUUAGAUUUAUAAGUAUUUUAUAUUGGUUUCUUCUUAAGUCUUUAAUUAAACUAUUAAUUUAUCUUUAGAAUCACUUUUAUUUAUUUAUUCAUAGGCACAAGAUUCGUGGAUUUGUGUGCGAAUAUCGUCAGCAAAAGAAACUCUAUUCAUUGUUACUCCAUUAUGUUAACAGAGUAUUAUUAAUACUUUAAAAGGUUUUAAAUUGAAUAAUAAAAAUUGGGACGACCCAAAUGCUUGUGGAUAUAAUGUCAAUUGUAUACGUAUACGAGCGAGAACUUUCAAACAAAACUGUUACGCACAAUUGACGAAUGUGCGUAAUUUUGCUUCCGACACUUUUUGACCGAGAUUGUGAGUACUUGUUUUUAUAUGUAGCUAGGCCACUGCCUAUCUGCACCUAGACAUUCUAAUACACGUAGUUGCGAACUUCAACGCUCUGUACAUCGUCGUUGCUCCAUAAAGUCUCCACUUCGUACUGGGCAUCCCUCACCGAGUUGAUGUGGUCCCUGCGCUCCCAGCGUGUACGAACCAGCCGAGCGAUCUCCAGCCACAUCCGAGCUUCUAGUACUGAAGGAGAAAAGAGCGGGACAUUAACUGCUAGCCUUUUUUGUAUGGACUUGAUCGGAUUCGCGGAUUCUCAUUUCGUCUCCACUACUGAGGCUGGGGCCACACUAACGGGAAAUUGAUAAAAUAUGUACUCAAAUCGCGUACUGUAGCUUAACGGUCUGGGCCCUAAACGUUCAUAAUCGCGACAAUUAAUGGCAUUUCCCGUUGGUAUGGCCUCAGCAUGUGUCAUCAGCAUAGCACCUUCCAAUCCGCACAUGGCCUAUGAUGGCCUAAUCUCCCUAUUCCAUCAAUCCGAAAGGCCUGUGCGCCAGUAGUGGAGACAAUAAUAGGCUGAUGAAUAUAAAAAGCAUGAAAUUCUGUAUGGAUAUAAUUUAUCCCCCACUGAGUAGGUAUUUAGUAUAUCACCAUGCGAAAAUAAG
Molecule: messenger RNA, 4961 nt
Organism: Chilo suppressalis (striped riceborer)
Lineage: Eukaryota; Metazoa; Arthropoda; Insecta; Lepidoptera; Crambidae
Source: the annotation of a GenBank genome assembly